UAGUAUCAGUUGUGUUCAAACAUCAAAUAAUUUCUCAACUGCACCUAGAAUGGCAAAAUCUGCUCUUGUAUUAAUUGUAGAAGGAACUGAGGAGAUGGAAUUUACCAUAACAGCAGAUGUACUUCGUCGUGCUGGGGUCAAGGUGGUUGUGGCUGGAGUUGAAGGUUCGAACCCAGUGAAGUGUAGCCGGGAUGUGGUCAUCGUGCCGGACACAAGUCUGGCUGAGGCUGUCAAGAAAGGCCCCUACGAUGCUGUCGUGCUCCCAGGCGGUAUGGGGUAUAAGAAGUUUGCCACAUCUACUGAAGUUGGAUCAGUGCUCUCAAAACAAGAGGAGACCGGAGGAAUAAUUGCUGCUAUUUGUGCAGCUCCUUCUGUUCUGAAGACACAUAGUAUUGCUACUGGUAAAAGCUUAACCUCUUACCCGAGUGUGAAGGGAGAACUAGUGAAAGACUACAAAUACAGUGAGGACAAGGUUGUCGUUGAUGGUAAUUUAAUCACUAGCAGAGGUCCAGGGACUGCCUUUGAUUUUGCCCUGGAGCUGGCCAAACAGUUGACUAACAAGACUAAAGCUGAUGAAGUUAAGGCUGGAUUGUUGUUGUAAACCAAAUGAACCAUCUGUGAUAAUAAUAUAUUUAUUCUUUAUUAAAUAUCUGUUUUCAAA
Molecule: messenger RNA, 661 nt
Organism: Macrosteles quadrilineatus (aster leafhopper)
Lineage: Eukaryota; Metazoa; Arthropoda; Insecta; Hemiptera; Cicadellidae
Product: protein dj-1beta-like
Exons: 5
Coding region: 50-601 (183 amino acids)
Biological process (GO): protein deglycation, glyoxal removal; guanine deglycation, glyoxal removal
Cellular component (GO): nucleus; cytosol
Molecular function (GO): protein deglycase activity
Source: RefSeq, a predicted model, not a curated record